CUGGGAAGUGACGAAGAAGGGGGAGGGGAGAUCAGCAGUUGGGGCCCGAGAGGGAACACUAAGAAGGUCGGCGUUAGAGGGAGUGUCUCAGGUGCCGCGAAGGGAAGCUUUAGCCGGGCCCCCGAGGGGCGCGUUGGGAGACGAUCUGAAGAGGCGGGAGCGGGUUUCUCGCGAACUUUUAACGCUCCGGGGGGUCCGAGAAGCGGAGACAGGUUUAGACGGAGUGAGAGGGGAGACGCGGUUCCAACUAGAGACGAGUGGUCGCGGCCCGAGCCUGUCCAGAGACGGUCCGAACCCCCCCGUGGAUUUUCGGACGCCUCUCGGUUUUCGUCCGAAUCCCCUCUGAAUCCGCCGGAUUCUGGGCGGAAUCCGUCCGGAUCCGCUCGGGACACGGGCCGGCGACCGUCCGAAAGCGCUUGGAGGAGUCCUUUCGCGGCCAACGGCGCGGACCAAACUUUUGUCCGCAGAACGAGAGACGGGGGACGCGAGUUUGGUUAUAACGACUACCCGGCUCCCGACGGAGAAGAGAGAACCUCUCUGUCCGCAGAGGAGAAGAAGGACCGCCGAAAGAUGAAGCAAGUCAAGUUGGAAGGGCCUGGGUGUUACGGUUGCGGCGCGAGGCUACAAGUGAGCUACCCGGGGGGGCCAGGUUAUCUGCGGCCCGAUGUAUACGAGCUGAAGCGCACGCACCGACAACUCGGAGAAACGCUCUGCGGGCGAUGCACGGAGUUGGCGCACGGGAAGAUGGUGCCAGCUGUCGGCGGCAACGGCGGGCACGGCAGCGGGGGGCAGCAAGAGGGCUACGUCAUGGCGGAAGAUUUGCGGGAGCAGCUGAAGCCGCUCAAGCUGAACAAGGUCUUGGUGGUCAAACUGGUCGACAUUGCGGACUUUAAUGGGAGCUUCCUUUCCAAGGUUCGCGACCUGGUUGGCUCUAACCCGAUCAUUUUGGUGGGCACGAAAGUCGACCUCCUUCCGGCGGACACCGACUUGGAGGCGGUCGCAGACUGGGUGUGGGAGGCGACCGUGCGAAAGAAGCUGAAGCCCAUCAGCCUACAUGUGAUCUCGUCUUUGACCGGCGCGGGCCUUCCAUCAUUGGCCGCUAACAUCCAAAGAGAACGGCAGGGCCGUGACGUGUACGUGCUCGGAGCAGCGAACGUGGGGAAGUCGGCCUUCAUCAAUGCGUUACUAGCCGAACUGGCGACGCGCGAUCCGGCUGCCGCUGCAGCCCGCAGAAAGCGCCCCACCGAAUCGGCGAUGCCCGGAACCACUUUGGGGCCUAUUCCCAUUAAUGCGUUUUCCGGAGGGGGCGAGCUUUUCGAUACACCGGGCAUUCACUUGCAUCACCGCCUGGCGUCUCUGCUAACCCCAGAGGAGUUGGUUAUGCUCACCCCGAGAAGGCGGUUAAGGCCCGUGGCCCCGACCAUUGGUACCGUUGAUCAAACAACGGCCCAAGAGAAUGGAGCAGCCCCCCACACCGAGAUGACUGCCCCCGAUUCAGAAAACGGCGCUUCCGAAUCAAACGGUUCUAACCUUACCCCCGGUGACUUUGUGGUCCUUCGACCGCAUCCCUCUUGCCCCCCCCAAGCCAUCUUCAUCGCCCAAGUUUCCGCUUCGGGGGUGUCGGAAACAGCCGGAUCCGAGGGGGGUGGAACGCUUCUCGCCCGCCCCUGGAUGCCGAAACCCGUUCGAAGGGGGCCGAAAAUGGAUCUCUGGAACGAUCCGUGGGGGCGGAAAUGGGUGCCGUACGAAGGGGGGAUGUUCGAACUGGCGCCCGAUGACGUCAUCGCCAGCUGGCAGUCACGUGCCAAGGCCCCAGAGGAGGGCGUCCCGGUCCCCCCGUUGGUGGCGGCGCGCGUGGACGAACUGAUCCGGGGGGGUAACUUGCCUGCUCCGGCGUACCCCCCCUGGGUGGACGAGAGCGGAGAGAUCGUGAGCGCAAAGGAAUGGGGGGGUAAAGUGGGUGUUCUUGCAGGGGAGGGGUCCGCAAAUAUGGGCGAUAUUGUCCUGUCCAGGGGGGCAGUUUCGAGUGCGGAGAAGGGGGGAUCGUUGCAGUCGGAGGGGAUUGAGGGGACGACGUUCUUCUGGGGGGGAGUCGCGCGGGUCGACGUGCUUCAGGCACCGCCCGGCUUGCGCUUGUUCUUCUACGGCCCCCACACAGUGACGGUGCAUGCCGUCGACUCCCAAGAAGCAGAUGCGUUUUACGAGGCAAAUCUUUUCGAAAAGUUGACGCCUCCUUACAAGGACCGGGGGGCAAACUGGGACGGGCUCCCCUACAAGAAGGAGUGCAACCUCUACUCCGAGGAUGACGUCAGGCCUGCUGGUGACGUCGUGGUAUCGGGUUUGGGUUGGUUCGCGGUUGGGGGGGCGCCGGGCAAGCGGGGCCGCCGGGGGGGUUCGCAAUCAAGCAGCCGGGGCGAGGUUCGCCUCUUGGUUCAUACACCCCGUGGGGUCGAAGUCUACCUAAGGCCUUCCAUGCCGGUCACGGAGACCGGAGCGGAGUGGGCCGAUCGGCCGGACCUGGACGUCGAGCUCGAAAGGCCGCCCAUUUAUUACCCCAGGCACGAACCAGUAUCCAGGACGCAAGGAGUGCCGUCGAGACAAAGUGCUUGGUAAGGAGUUGAUUGAUGACCAUAUAUUCUGGCGGUCAUUGAGAUCGGAGAGAUUUGUUUCAAUCGGCGAAACCUGGAUGUUAUGCUCGAGAGGCCGCCCAUAUAUUACCCCAGGCAUGAAUCUGUGUCCACCCCCCAUGGAGUGCCGUCGAAAGCCGGUGCUUGGUAAAAGACUGGAUCGCUGACAUCAUGAUUGAAAGUAGCAAAAGUCUAAUUCGCGGAUUCAAUGAUUCGCC
This is a messenger RNA of Klebsormidium nitens, 2845 nucleotides long. NCBI's taxonomy places the organism in Eukaryota, Viridiplantae, Streptophyta, Klebsormidiophyceae, Klebsormidiales, Klebsormidiaceae. The record is from the annotation of a GenBank genome assembly.